AAAGAUUUCAAAACGUUGCCGUAAAAUCGCAUGGGAAAUUGAAUAAUCCUUUUGUUAUUCGAAAUGGCUGCAGUAAAGACUACAGAGGAAAUAAAUAAGGAAGACGUUGUAGAAAAUGGCGAGGAAGAAGAGCUGGAUACUGUAGAAGACGGCGAGAACAAAGAUCCCGCCAAGAAGAAGAAAAAGAAAAAAAAGAAGAAGAAGACAGCUGAAAAUGACAAUGCAGGUGAAGGUGAAGAUGAGACAGAGUCAUCAAAAUUACCAGAACAAGCUAAUGCUUUGUCUUUGGGAGAUGCCGAAGCUGAUGACAAGAAAAAGAAGAAGAAAAAAAACAGAAGCAAAGGUGGCAAGGGCUCCGGCAAAGAGCAGACUAACCCCCCAACUAUACCCAUUGCGGAGUUAUAUCCAGACAGUAACUUCCCUGAGGGUCAAAUUAUGGAGCAUGGUCCUGCUGAAGGUAUUGAUGAGAGGACUGCCAAGGACAGAUUUUCUAGUGAAGAAAAGAGAGCCUUGGAUAGGAUGCAACAAGACAUCUACCAAGAAAUCAGGCAUGCAGCUGAAGCUCACAGACAAACACGCAAGCAUAUUCGUGAAUGGAUCAAGCCUGGCAUGACAAUGAUUGAAAUUUGCGAAGAGCUUGAAUCAACUGCAAGACGUCUAAUCGGUGAAGAUGGAUUGAAGGCAGGGCUGGCCUUUCCUACUGGCUGUAGCCGCAAUCACUGUGCUGCCCACUACACUCCGAAUACAGGUGACACAACCGUCUUGGAGUACGACGACGUGGUGAAGAUAGACUUCGGGACCCACAUCAACGGCCGCAUCAUUGACUGUGCGUUCACUCUGCACUUCAACCCGCGAUACGACCCGCUGGUCAAAGGCGUGCAGGAGGCCACAGAAGCCGGCAUCAAGGCCUCCGGUGUCGAUGUCAGGCUGUGUGACGUGGGCGCUGCGGUUCAAGAAGUAAUGGAGUCCCAUGAAGUGGAACUGGAUGGCCAAGUAUAUCAAGUGAAACCUAUUCGGAAUCUGAAUGGCCACUCUAUCGGACCAUACAGGAUUCACGCCGGCAAGACGGUGCCGAUCGUGAAAGGCGGCGAGACCACGCGCAUGGAGGAGAACGAGUUCUACGCCAUCGAGACCUUCGGCUCCACCGGCCGCGGGCAGGUGCACGAUGACAUGGACUGUUCCCACUACAUGAAGAACUUCGACCAGCAGUUUGUGCCUCUAAGAUUGCAGUCCUCGAAGCAGCUUCUCAACUUGAUCAACAAGAACUUCGGCACGCUCGCGUUCUGCAAGCGCUGGCUGGAGCGCGCCGGGGCGUCCCGGUACGCCAUGGCGCUCAAGGACCUGUGCGACAAGGGCGUGGUGGACCCCUACCCGCCGCUGUGCGACGUCAAGGGCUGCUACACGGCGCAGUUCGAGCACACCAUCCUCCUCCGGCCCACCUGCAAGGAGGUCAUCUCCCGCGGCGACGACUACUAGCCCGCGCCACGAGCCCGUGCAUGUCGUGAGUCAUGACAGAGCUUA
Ostrinia furnacalis (Asian corn borer) is the source of this 1521-nucleotide messenger RNA. RefSeq names its product methionyl aminopeptidase und (gene und). Bases 64 to 1476 code for a protein of 470 amino acids. The record is from RefSeq and is a predicted model, not a curated record. Gene Ontology annotation, molecular function: metalloaminopeptidase activity. Gene Ontology annotation, cellular component: cytoplasm. NCBI's taxonomy places the organism in Eukaryota, Metazoa, Arthropoda, Insecta, Lepidoptera, Crambidae. Gene Ontology annotation, biological process: proteolysis. The transcript has 8 exons.